Polyodon spathula (Mississippi paddlefish) is the source of this 778-nucleotide messenger RNA. Its product is annotated as coiled-coil domain-containing protein 152-like. Lineage: Eukaryota; Metazoa; Chordata; Actinopteri; Acipenseriformes; Polyodontidae. The transcript has 8 exons. The record is from RefSeq and is a predicted model, not a curated record. Bases 1 to 747 code for a protein of 248 amino acids.
AUGAAGAAGGUGAAAGCAGUAAGCCUUGACAAACUUAUUGAAGACUUCUCUUUGUUAGAGCAGAAGAUAACAGAACUUCAAGGAAAGAACAAUAUAUUGGACAUAAAACUAGAUGAAGCUAGCAGACUGCUGAAGUUGAGCCAAACUAAAGAGACUUGUAUGAAGGAAGAAUGUGCUACUCUUCAGGCAACAAUACAAGGACUUCAGGAAACAAUACAAACCCAAUGUGACUUACGAGAUGAAAAUGAAAAGUUAAAGAAGAACAUUCGUACUUUCGAAGAAAAAAAUAAAAUUAAGGAGCAGGCGCAUACAAGUCAUGUUGAGAGAUUAAUGAUGGAGAUGAAGGCCAUGCAGCAGGACCACAAAACUGAGCUUGCUGAGAUUCAAUGUGACAUGAGAAGAAAAUCUGAGAUAAAAGAAACAGAGUUGAAAGAUGCCGUUGUCAGAAAAGAGGCUGAAAUUCUGGCAAUGAAAAAGCAGCUGAAGGAUCAAGAAAGGGAGAAACAGAGUGAAAUAAUUAAACUGCAAUUGGAGUUUAAUGCAAAGCUGGAGAGAAUUCAGAGCACUUCCGUGAAAGCCCAGCAUCAAGAUACCUCCAUCUUAGCACAGAAUAUUUUCAAAAGGAAACUGCAGUUUGUGCAAGAGGAGAAGAACAGAGAGAGUGAAGCCUUGCGCAGAACGAUCAAAGAGCUGGAGCAACAGCUUAGUAGCCCUCAUGAUUCUCGCCUGAAACGCAGACGGUUUUAAUCCAAGACAUUUAGAAAACAAAAUCAGCUAC